AUGCGGGAUGAAAUCGCUAGCACCAAACGCUCCGCCUGGCAUUCGACCUGUUGGACGUCCUCUUCAACAAAUGAGCACGUCACGGAGCUGGAUGCAAAGUUCAGCAUGCUACCAGCGGACAAGGUGGAGGCCAUGCGUGCAGCAACGGAUUUCCAGAAUUAUCCAGAAUUUGCUAGGGCGUUUCCAAAGUGCGAAAAUGCCUGGCAUUCGACCUGUUGGACGUCCUCUUCAACAAAUGAGCACGUCACGGAGCUGGAUGCAAAGUUCAGCAUGCUACCAGCGGACAAGGUGGAGGCCAUGCGUGCAGCAACGGAUUUCCAGAAUUAUCCAGAAUUUGCUAGGGCGUUUCCAAAGUGCGAAAAUGGUCGCAUCGCCCCUUACGGCUGCAACCGCGACCCGCAGCAGUCCCGCUUCCGCCUCGACCCAGUCUACACCGUCAGCGGCAACCGGGUGUGCAUGACUGCCCGCGUCGUGGACUGCGCCAAGCCGGGCUCGGACUGCUGUGACCCCAAGAUUGAUUUUUACAAGAUCGAGCUGGACGUGAACAAGCAGUGCAAAGGCGCCGUGACGGGGGUCACGGUCAACGGAAAACCGGCUCUGGCACCCACGUUCGACCCCUACGCCACCAACGAUACCAAGGCAGUGAUUAAGCUUACGGGCCUGAAUCUUGACCUGACGACUGCGGACGGCGCUGUGGUGUGCAUGACGCUGGGCGGCUCGUGUCCCUCCAUGGAGACACUCUGUGCGGAGGGCAACGGCUUCUGCAAGUAUGCCGUCGUGCAAACCCCUCGCCACCCAGCCCUCUGCCACCGAGCCGUCCGCCUCCAUUUGCGCCGCCAUUCACACCAGUACGGAUUAGGUCGCCGUUUCCGUUCUGCGAGUGAGUUUAUCGGGCUGGCGUUUGUGACGACUUGCAACCGCACCCUGCCUGGCCUGGUACCCUUCAACUUCGACAAGACACCGUCGCUCAGCCUGAAUGGCGCCAACCGCCGGUACUGCCUGACACUCCGUACAGUGCCGUGCGCGGACCCUAGCAGCCCCUGUUGCGACCAGGCGCUCUCCAAAGUGGAGUGGUGGUCCAGAGAGAGCUGUCGCGGGUCCGUACGGGCCGUGUACCUGGACGGGAUCAAGAUCGACUCGCAGUGGGGCGUCAAUGGGACGUUCAAGAUCCCCCAGCUGAACAUGGCCCCCAGCUCGGUUCCCCUCCAGGGCCGGCAGGCGGGGUGUGGGCGUGCAGGAAACCGUGGCAGCAUAAACCGGGUGGCCGCAAAGAUUGCGGUGCAGUGCAACCCAAGGCACAUCAUGGAGCCAGGGCAGAUCAUCCUAGUGCAUGGCAGUAACAUACCUUACAUGCUGGUGUGUUGA
This is a messenger RNA of Volvox carteri f. nagariensis, 1365 nucleotides long. RefSeq lists its product as uncharacterized. The record is from RefSeq and is a predicted model, not a curated record. The transcript has 10 exons. NCBI's taxonomy places the organism in Eukaryota, Viridiplantae, Chlorophyta, Chlorophyceae, Chlamydomonadales, Volvocaceae. Bases 1 to 1365 code for a protein of 454 amino acids.